GCUUUUAAGUUGUUAUUUACUUUCCUUUUUCAUAAUACUUCUCUCUACCCUUCCUUCCCUCCUUCAAACCGACCGCCCGUGCUCGACGUCACAAAAAACCGAUGUGAAACGUUGGCCGACCGACUACACUUAUUUAUUUAUCUUCAAUGCCUACUUAUAAACUUUCUCCGCUAAAACGCUCAGUCGCUCAUGCUGGUCGUUAACUGAGACAGAAUCCUCUCGCCCUCGCGCACCCAAACACUCAGAGAGAAUCUCACCGGAAAGAUACGCUUGAAUUUUUCUGAAUGACUGGUGAACGAAAAAUGCCGCCGGCGCCAGAGGCAGCAGUGCGACUACCAGAGACGACUGAGGUGGCGGCUAUCGCGUCCGAGAGUGGCAGGACCAGUAGACCGAUGGAACCACCGGACCGAAGAUUCGACCGCCUGAGAGCCGAUUUGUAUCAGUUAGCACUGAGGCUGAUUUGCAUUGCUACGUCCACGACGACAGUGGCGUUGAUGGUUACCGCCAAGGAUUCUACCACUGUUUCCAUUUACGGAUUUGAAUUUCCCGUUCAAUCCAAGUGGUCGUUCUCAAACGUAUUCGAGUACCUUGUUGGAGUUUCAGGGGCUGUCGCUGCCUACUCUUUGCUGCAGCUGCUCGUUACUGCUUCUAUGCUCGCUAGGAGGUCCCCAGUGCUUAGCUCCAGAAGUCAAGCCUGGCUCAUUUUCGCUGUUGAUCUGUCCUUGGCAUAUGCGUUGAUGAGUGCUGGAUCAGCUGCAGCUGGAAUCUCAAAUCUAAAUCGUACUGGCAUUCGACAUACAACUCUACCUAACUUUUGUAAGCCAUUAAAACGCUUCUGUAACCAUGUUGCCAUUUCCAUUGCCUUCACAUUCUUUACCUGUUGCCUGCUCACCACUUCUGCCAUACAAUAUGUUAUUUGGCUCUCCAAAAACUAAAUCCCAGGCCUCAUGAAAAACAAAUAACUUUCUGUCUCUAUGAAAACGUAUUGUAUAGAAUAUGACGUUCCUUUCUGUUCCUUCAAGUUCCAUGAACGAUCCAUAAAUCAAAAUAAACUUGUAUGGUAUAAUGCAUUGGAGUAGAGAUGCCCAUUUGACUUAGGGGUGGGGAAUACAAGAUUAGACGAGAAAUUGGGGGUGGGGAAUACUUAGACGAGAAAUUGGGGGUUCUGUUCCCACUUAGUAUCCAUCCAUGCAUCGAUUAUAUAUAUAUAUAUAUAUAUAUAUAUAUAUAUAUAUAUUAUAAGGUUUUAAUUGUACAUUUAUAUAUUAUUAUUACUGUUAUUAUUAAUAUUAAUUAGAGAACUGUUGUAAUA
Molecule: messenger RNA, 1312 nt
Organism: Cucumis melo (muskmelon)
Lineage: Eukaryota; Viridiplantae; Streptophyta; Magnoliopsida; Cucurbitales; Cucurbitaceae
Product: CASP-like protein 3A1
Exons: 3
Coding region: 285-935 (216 amino acids)
Source: RefSeq, a predicted model, not a curated record